UACCCGCCCCCGCGCAAUCCCGUGCCGGCAAGGCGCCAAUCUAGUGGCCGCAGCCGCCCACGAACCGCCGGCGACGAGAUUCGGGUGGGAGGCCUGCGAGGAAGGCCGUCGAUGGCGUCGUGGUGUGGCGACCUGGCUGCCCCGCCCCGCCUCCUCGUCGCCCCUCGUCCUUCUGAUGCCAAUUGUCAAGGGAAUGUUUUGUCUCUUCGCCAUCCGAAAUCAGAUGAAGAAACAGGGUACCUGUUCAUCGAUGGCCAACUUCAUGAAUUCAACUGGUUUAAGGAUCGUUUUGGCUCUUGGUUCUUGGGAGAUUAUGUAUGUGAAGAUGGCAGCCUCUACUACUGCACACUUGUUGAUCCCAUUUUUGUUCUUCUACCAAUUUUGAAAGCUGCACGUAUGUCGAAUGGUAAUGAUCCUGGAAAAUUCAGGCAACUGGAUGAAAUAUUGUACGUUGAAGGAUAUCCUGGAUAUCAACACCUCAUGGGUAUUGCAGGAAACCAUAUUGAACUGGUCUGUGAAGUUAAAGAAGUUGCUAAUGUGAAGUUCUUUAGGCUGGACGAUUCCAAGGUCUUAUCUUGGUUGUGCUGUAAGGUUCACAAUCUAAAAGAGGUUUUCCCCAAGCUGGGCAAAAAUUAUGCUGCCCAAGGAGAAAAAGAAUUAUUGAAGGAUGCUGUUCAAAUAAUUCGUGAAUACCUGAACGACGAACCAUGGUUAACACUACUUUGCAAGAAGUUGCAGUUGGAUACCAAGGAGAUCAUUGAAGCAAACAAAACUAGCGAAGCUUCAUUCUGUGCAGAGAAUUCCCCUGUACCUUUCCGGCCUUCUGAGGAGAAACUUGGAAACAGUAACAGCAGGUCAAGCAAAGGGAGGCCAGCAAAGAAGCAAAAGACUGAAGUAGAAUCGAAGAACAUCAAAGACAUGUUCCGAAGGGCCACAAGGAAAGGAGCAUGAUCCCGUAUGAGUAUAUGACUUCUGAUUUUGCCAUCAAGACAUUGCAAAGGCGUUUCAUAUUCUUUGGGAAAGCUGAGGCUGUCAGGUUAAAGCAUUAGAAGCAUUCGUGCAGCUAAUGAAAUUGUAACUGUUUAAUCCAACUCUUUAACUUUGGUUAGGUUUGCAAUUUAACAUUGCAGGCAUAUAUCUAAUUGUUUGAGCAAGGAGCCUUGCACUAUCUAACUGAAAUGUGUUUGUACCUUAUCAAUUAAUUUCGGUCAAUCGAGUAACCUGAAAUGGUCGUUAACAUUAUUAU
Molecule: messenger RNA, 1246 nt
Organism: Oryza brachyantha (malo sina)
Lineage: Eukaryota; Viridiplantae; Streptophyta; Magnoliopsida; Poales; Poaceae
Product: ribonuclease H2 subunit B
Exons: 10
Coding region: 112-951 (279 amino acids)
Biological process (GO): ribonucleotide metabolic process; RNA catabolic process
Cellular component (GO): ribonuclease H2 complex; nucleoplasm
Source: RefSeq, a predicted model, not a curated record